Molecule: messenger RNA, 6201 nt
Organism: Pocillopora meandrina
Lineage: Eukaryota; Metazoa; Cnidaria; Anthozoa; Scleractinia; Pocilloporidae
Source: the annotation of a GenBank genome assembly
AACCGUUGAAUGUUGAGAUGUGUCAAGAGCAGCUUAAGUCUUAUUACAACACCUUUAGCAAGGUGAAAAUCAUUCCAUGGGACGACAGCUCUUCCAUUCAGAUUGAUGAGAUCUACACACCUUUGUCUUGGGUCAGAGAUCACAGGAAGCCCAGCGGAGUGACACAAGAGGAACUUGAAGACUACACCGACAUGUUCAAGGAAAAACCAACACGAAUGCUUGUUUAUGGUCGGCCAGGAAUUGGCAAGAGUACGUUUUGUAAGAAGGCUGCAUAUGAUUGGUCGAAAGCCUUAAGAGAAAUCCUAAUGAACUUUUGCAUUUUGCUUCUGAUUAAGUUGAGAGAUGUGUGUGACGUGGGAAACAUCCGCGACGUUUUACGUGCGUCUAAAUUGCUGGCCAGUGAUGGUCCGAUCUCAGUUGAUAGUCUCUAUGAUUACAUAACUAACAAUCAAGAUAAAGUGCUUCUUAUUUUGGAUGGCUACGAUGAGUACAGCUUUGCAGAAGAACACUCACCCAUCCUUGAAAUUUGGAAGGGUGAGCAACUAAGAGAUUGUCACGUUAUUGUCACCACGCGUCAACUUAAAUGUGACGAGUUAAGAGGCCCCAGCCACGUUCAGUUAGAAAUUCAAGGUUUCAAAAGCUGGGAACGAAAAGAAACCUUUGCGAGAAAAUUUAUGGCAGGUGAAGAAGAUCUUAACGAGUUUAGGCUCUACCUGGAAGAAAAAGAUCUCGAUGACAUGGCAGAAAUACCUCUCCUCUUACUGAUGCUGUGUAGUUUGUGGAAAGAGAAACGUCACGAAGGACUGCCAAAAUCACGGGCCGACAUAUUCACACAAUUCAUUCAAACCAUGCUGGAUCACAAAGGUGGAAGUCACCAGCCUAUGCCAUUUCAGAAAAUGACCUCAACAGAAGCCAGAGAAGACCUUAGUAAUCUUGGAAAGGCUGCCUUUGAAGCACUUCUGCAAGACCGUCUUUACGUACGCUGCAGCGAACUCCCCCGCAAUAUUUCAAGAAGUUUUGAAAAAUUAAGUGAAGUUGGGCUUUUCCAGAUUGUCAAUCUUACGAGUCUCAAUCCUGAGAAAGGGGCCUAUUUCAUUCAUAAAUCCGUACAGGAGUUCCUUGCAGCCUGGCACAUUAAGGAGGAAGUGUUGUCGAAUAAAGGAGAAAGUACGCCUAGCCUUUCCAAAGUUGAAUCAUUUGAAAAGAUCGAUAACAUGAGAGAAGUUCUGAAAUUUGCCUGUGAGCUGUCAACAGAAGCCGCGUGCGCAGUUUUCCAUCAUGUGGGGUCUGUUGGAAGAAAGGAAUCUUUGACGGAAUCUGAUUUCAUUGAGCUGCUUCUGGAGGAUGAAGAACUGUCUCGAAAUCAAGAACUUUAUCUUGAGCUUAUCUCGCAUAGCUACGUUUGUUGUUCGGCCGAGAAGAGGCUGGAUCUCUACUCAGUGUUUCCCUCUUGCACCGGAGGUGUUUUUUUGUAUCUUGAUUCUAACCAGGUGAACAUUACUGCAAAUGAACAUUUGCUGAAAUCUGGCAUGAUACCCGACUUUAUAUUUUUCUAUGACAACGAAAAUUCAGAGAAAAGCUAUCGAGACUUGAUCACUAUAGCGGAGGACACAAAUGCAGUAUUUUUGAGCUGUUCGGGCGAAAAGAAAGCUGCAGAUUUACUGAAGAAGUUCCCGCGUCGUUAUUUGGGCGAGUUCUUUUUGAAGAGAGAGAGAAAAAUCGUCGUUUAUGUUUAUCAAAUAUACGUAGUAAAAUAUGGUAGCACUUUUCCGACUGAAAUGCUGCGAGAGCUCAUUUCGCCAACAGCAGAGUCUACUCAGGUGACGCGUCUUGUUGAUCCGUUAAAUGAACACGACAGCGAAACAGCUUCGAGUUUGACUCAGAACACCGAUAGCAUCACUGGUCCUACUCCGCAGAGCCUUUCCUGUGUGAAGGAGAUUUAUAUUGAAGACAUAGAAAGGCAAGAGAUAAAGAUGCUGGCUGAUUUCUUACCACUUUUCACUGCUCUGCGUUAUAUAUAUAUUUUUCGUAAAUCCUCUGAAAUCAUUGAUGCUCAGUUGACAGAGACCCUGGUGUCUCGUAUCAUCUUCACUGACAGACUUGGCAAAUUAAUACUUUCUAAUAUCAAUUUAACAGCCAAACCUGCCGCAGUCAUCGCCAGAUCUCUGCACCAGGCUCCUGGCCUGCAACACCUCAACUUGUCAAAGAACCCUCUUGGUGAAGGAGUAAGUGUUCUUAUUCAACAUCUCAGCCGUGUUCCUCACCUGGGGAGGCUGAGGCUUUCUGAUGUCAAAAUGACAAAGCAACAAGUGAAUGAAUUGAGUGCAGCUGUACGUCAGAGUAACAUCUCCUGGUUGGACACACAAUACCACGUAAGUUUUGUGAUCUUAGUUUGCACAAAUGUAGUCAUAAUUCUUAUAGAUUCUGUUCAAUUUCUUGUGGUGUUGUUUUGCAAUUGCGAUGUAGCUAUCUCCAAGCCACAAGAGACACUUGCGCAUUUCCGAAAAACGCGUGUGCGGGCAACAGUCAAAGUUGAACUGAAAUGGAGCAUCUUCUUUAGAUUCAUUAAGAAUCCCCAGUCCCAAAAAAAAAAAAAGAAAAAGCCCAGUCCAUUAUCCGCAUUGCUGGACAAAUGGUAAUUCGCAGCUCAAUUUCGUUCCGUUUUAAUCAUGCUUUCAUAACAUUCUUUUGUAUUUUGUCGCAACAAGCCGACUCGCAAACGGUUCGUAAGAGAGGAAAUCCAAAGCGAAGCAAAUAUUGUGGCUUUUUGAUGAUGUUAACGAUUUCAAUUAAAAGGUUUUCAUUCCCGAAUUACUGAAAAGGCUUACAUGCAUUAGAACAUUAUACAGUCACUCUUUGUCGCUACCAUUUAAUUUGUUAAACUUGGAAGCAAAGCCAGUCAUUUUUUUUCAGUCAAGAUGAGAGCCAACUUAAGUAUUUUUGUUUACGUUUGAGGAGGGGUGAAGUCUGAAGUGUGAAGUGUGUUUUUGAGUGUCUUAAACAAUAUCAUUUUGUGUGUCUACAGUGGAAACACAGAAACUGGAUACACUCCAUUCCUAAUUCAUCCCAUUAACCUCGAUAAAUCUAUUCCUUUUAUAAUUAGAACCAGAGAAAAAAGUAGAAAAUAAAGUAAAACGAAAGUAAAUGCGUUCCACUCCGUGCGCUUGAAUGUGAGGACGGCCGCGUGUUUUCAGAUAUUAAUGACAGAAAGUUAAUGUCAGUGUUUGGAAGAGAUCAAGGAGCUACUUUCUAAACUUGUCUUAAAAUUUAGGAAAUCUGCUAGGACUGGUUUUCGACUUUUGUUUAUUCGUUUAGCUAUUCUUUUACAUCGGAAAAUGGUCUUGAUUUCCGUAAGGGCAACAGAAUGGAGGGAGUAAACAAUUGCUUGCACUUACCAUGAACUGAGCAUCUGUCUGUAAGAAAUGAUUUGAGACCCUAGUUUUUUCACUUUGUUUUAUUUACAGCUCUUAGGAGUUGUUAAACAAUGUCAUACUUUAAAGCUGAAGCUUCUCUCUGAUGGAGGAAAAGCUAAACUUCAAAGGAAAUGUGGUGUGUUUCUGGACACUCUGAGAAAAAAAUUUUAAUACCUGAUUAUUCCCUUAGAAAGAGCUUCUGGAAUAGUAUUUGGGAGUUUUGUAGAAGGAAGGUUAGCAUAAAUCUGUAAAUUUUGAUUGAUUAACUCAGUGGUUUACUAUAUCAUUUAGGUUUUGAAAAAAUGCUGUAAAGGCACAGCAGAAUUUUUUUACCCUUAAACUUCCUUUUACACAGAUUUUCCUUUUCUUCCUCUGGUCCUAACCAGAAGUCACCAGGAACGUUGUCGAUUAGAAAAGAAAUGAACAAGGGCUUCCACUUGAAAAGUAGUGGAGAAAGAAUGCUACCACUGUAAGAGAGAUACUGGUUCAAAUUUGCAGGCAGAGAUUCUCUAAUGUCAAUGGUUUGCAGUUACUUUGUUCAAACAUGUUUUUAUCCUACUCUAUCCAGAGAGUUUCUUGUUAAUCAGCCUGUGUAAAAAUAAUAAUGAAGGUUACAUCUGUCUGAAUCAAACUUGCCCUAACUGGUGAUAUGUCUUUACAUUUUUUAUAUUAACUUACUAAGCAGACUGCUAAGCUGAUGAGCUGCUGAACUACCAAAAUAUUGCAGCAUUUGAAAUGCUCACAAAUAAUGUCCACCUUUGCAGUUUCCUAAGUUUGAAAAUGAGUACUAGCUGUGGAUGAGCCACUUAGUAAAUAUUCUUAACCUUUAAAGAGGAGACAUCAGCAGUUCCUCAUUCUCACAUGAACCACUGAGCCUUUUCCUUAAAAGGUUACCUUUAGUUGUAUUCUCUGCAUGGGCUUGUCAGGUCAAGUAGCUAUAAGACUCUAGGAGAGGUGGUCACUUUGAUGUUAUGUAUAUUUUUUGAACACUUCAGCUUAUUUCUCUAAUAAAAUAAUCAGUAUGGGCCCCACCAUGGAUGUAAUUGGAAUAUAUCUAAAUUUUGGUGAGCCUUGUGAUGUUUGCUUACAUGGAACGUUCCUUAAUAUAAAAGUUGUUUUAAAUUGACUCAGUCAAACAUACUCAUGGCAUAAUUUCUCUUCAUAUAAAAAGUAACAAGGGUAAACAAGUUGGAGUUCAGGUGUAUGUUGUUUGACAGGAUGAUGUUGAUUGUUGGUUUGUGAUUUAUGACAGGAUCACAAAGGGAAUGUCAAACCUGAAGAAGAAUGGCCAACAGAUGAAUACUGGGAAGAUCAUUGGAGCGAAUCAGAAGAAGAGUCAGAUCCUGGGUCAGGUAUCAACUCAGGUGAUGAGGAGGAGCCUGGGUCAUUUACCGCCUCAGGUGACGAGGAGGAUCUUGGGUCAGGUACUGACUCAAGUGACGAGGAGGAUCCUGAGUUAGUUAUCAACUCAGGUGACAAGGAGGAUCCUGGGUCAGUUACUGACUCAGGUGAUGAGGAGGAGCCUGGGUCCUGCCUGGAAACAUAACUGACUGGGACUGACUCAGUAGACCGCCUGAAACUAAGGAAACUUACCAUUGGCCAGAACUGUCAGGCCAGACCAGUCCAUCCAUUGAUAGAAUUCCUUCAGAUCUACUCAGUUAGAGAAGUCAAUACCUAAGUUGUAGUCAUUGUGUUGAACAAAAUUUGAAAACAAGUUUAGGAAACCUGAUUAAACAAAGCACAUUUCAAGAUGAUUGGUUGGUUUGGUAGGUUUCUGACCAAUGGUAGGAGACUUCAGUGUGGUGAUCAAAUGAACAAACAAUCAACUGUUGGAUGAAAGAUAAGGAAAUAUAUUCUUAGAGUCACUUAGCUUAGGUAAAUUGGUACCCUCACCAACAUGGUAACUCCCUCCCACAACAUCGCUAAGAACAUGUGGGAUGUUCCUCUGGAGUCAGAGUCUCAUUCUUGAAAUUGAUUGUUGGAUUUGGAUAUAUUUUAGGUUAUUUUUUGAUGUCCAGUAUUGUUGGUUGUAGUGUGGAUUUACAGCUUUGAGCUUCAAAAUUUGGUUUUCAUGUCUUUGAGUUAGAGACUGUGGUAUUUUUUGUCAUUUUUAGUUUAGUAAGCUAAUGGUUAUGUGCUGCCUUGGCAAUUAAAUUAUUCAUUAGGCUUACUGUCCCUACUUUUGAUGUAAAUGUAAGAAGUCCUCAAUGCAGCCAUUCUUCAAAAAAUCAUAGAUAUUUCGGAUCAAAAUCAGUAUCUGGGCAACUGCCCACCUACCCCUCCCCUAACUCAACAAUAGUUAAUUAAUAACAAGUUAGGGUUAAUGUUGGGCUAAGGGAGGGGUAGGUGGGCAUUUGCCCAGAUACUGAUAUUGAUCCGAUGUGGCAAAGAGCAAAACCUUAACUACAGAUUGAAGUCUUCACUAAAAGCAAAAAAACAAUGUGAAUAUCAAUUUUGUGAUUUAGGAUCAAUAUUUUUCGUAUUUUCAUGGCAUUCAAGAUGCUGUGAAUGAAUUAAGCUGUUUGUUAAUUCGGGACAGGCUUCUGCCUGCCUAAAUUUCUAAAGAUAACAUUGGAGAUUAAUGUAAAUAUUGCAUUGUGGUUGACAGUCAGUCAUCAGAGCUUUCAAAAGUCAGUUGAGUUUGAUGGAAGAAGGGAGACUGUGUUUGACAAGUAUUUCCAUAACUCUGAAUUGUAAAAUAAUUUAAUACAGUAUUGUAUUGGUUGUACUCUCAAAUUUGUCAAGUGAGUUACAGUUAAGUCAUGGUUAUAUUAUAUCUUUCUUAUUU